Gossypium raimondii (Peruvian cotton) is the source of this 2232-nucleotide messenger RNA. Its product is annotated as MLO-like protein 6. Gene Ontology annotation, cellular component: membrane. The record is from RefSeq and is a predicted model, not a curated record. Gene Ontology annotation, biological process: defense response. Lineage: Eukaryota; Viridiplantae; Streptophyta; Magnoliopsida; Malvales; Malvaceae.
CAACUUUGUUUGAUUUCUUCUUCUCUUCUUUUUUAUUCUCUUAGCAUUAAACAAAUAAAAUGACGGUCAAUUUCAUUUAAAACCUUGCAUUUUAUUCAAAGGUUACACCCGAUUUAGUAUUGACAUUAUAUUAUAUAUAUUAGCUUCUUCAACUUUAUUUCCAAAACUAUAUAUGUUUUCCUCCAGAAACAAUUCAUUCAAUCAAGGUGACAUUUGAAGAACAUUUGAGCUGGUUUUCAGAAAAAGAAGAAGAAGCAAAAACAUGUCCGGAGAAGGUGAAGCAAGUAGUACAAGAUCAUUGGAAGAAACACCAACAUGGGCUGUUGCCGUUGUUUGUCUUGGUUUGGUUUUGAUUUCAAUAAUCAUCGAACAUAUAAUCCAUAUGAUUGGAAAGUGGUUAACGAAGAAACAUAAACGAGCACUUUAUGAAGCUCUGGAAAAGAUUAAGUCAGAGCUUAUGUUGCUGGGAUUUAUAUCAUUACUCCUAACAGUAGGAGAAGGUUCAAUAACAAGCAUAUGCGUAUCAGAGAAAGUUGGAUCUACUUGGCAUCCAUGCCAUAAUGAUCGACAAGAGAUCGCGGAUGAACCACCUUCGGAAGAAGAUACAUCAGAUAACAAUGAACAUCGCCGGAGACUUCUUAUGAUGUCGGAUUCUGUUCGAGUUUUCCGGCGUUCUUUGGCCGGAAAAUCAGAGGACAAAUGCGCGGACAAGGGAAAAGUACAAUUUAUUUCAUAUGAAGCUCUGGAUCAACUCCAUUAUUUCAUUUUUGUGCUGGCCGUUUUUCAUGUCAUUUACUGUAUUCUUACGCUUUUGUUGGGCAGAGCUAAGAUGAGAAAGUGGAAGAGAUGGGAGGAAACUAGAACAAUUGAAUACCAGUACUCACAUGAUCCAGAGCGGUUCAGAUUUGCAAGGGAAACAUCGUUUGGAAGAAGACAUUUGAGUUUUUGGACCAAAAAUCCCAUUCUACUGUGGAUUGUUUGUUUCUUUAGACAAUUUAUUAGGUCAGUCCCUAAAGUUGAUUACUUGACCCUCCGACAUGGAUUUAUCAUGGCACACUUGGCACCCCAAAGCCAAAACCAUUUUAAUUUUCAAAAAUACAUAAAUAGAUCACUGGAAGAAGAUUUCAGUGUUGUUGUUGGCAUCAGCCCUCCAAUAUGGUUUUUAGCUGUACUCUUCCUACUCUUCAACACUCAUGGAUGGUAUUCGUAUCUGUGGCUUCCAUUUCUCCCUUUGAUCGUGGUCCUGUUAGUGGGGACAAAGCUGCAAGUGAUCAUAACAAAAAUGGGGCUAAGAAUUCAAGAGAGAGGAGAGGUGGUGAAAGGAGUGCCAGUGGUUGAACUGGGCGACCAUCUUUUCUGGUUCAACCGCCCCAGCCUCAUCCUCUUUCUCAUCAACUUCGUUCUUUUUCAGAAUGCUUUUCAACUUGCAUUCUUUGUAUAUACUUGGUAUGAAUUUGGGAUACACUCUUGCUUUCAUGAGCACGUGGAAGAUUUAGUCAUCUCAAUUUCAAUGGGGGUCAUCGUUCAAAUUCUUUGCAGCUAUGUCACUCUUCCUCUUUAUGCCCUUGUUACACAGAUGGGUUCAAACAUGAAACCUACCAUAUUUAAUGAAAGAGUAGCGACGGCUCUUAGGAAUUGGCACCACACGGCUAGAAAACACGUUAGAAACAAAGGUUCGACCACGGUGACCCCAUUCUCUAGCAUACCCAACACCCCAUCGCACCACACCUCCCCAAUUCACCUCUUGAAGCACUACCGGGGAGAAAUGGACAGCGUCCAUACAUCUCCAAAUAGGUCGAGUUUCGAUAUCGAGUCUUCAGAAACGGAUUCUCCAUACACUUCCCACCACCCUUAUUAUGAUGAUGGUUCAACAUCUCACAACCCUAACAUGGCGGAGCCAGUACAAGGAGGCACUGAUAAAGAUAUAAACGAGGCGAGUUCAAGUGAAGAACGUGAACCCGAACACCAUGCCAUCAACAUCUUGCCCAAAGAAUUCUCUUUUGAUAGAAGAACCAAUAUAUGACGAUAUCUGCAUUUUGAAUCUUCAUGUAUAGCAUUUAAUUUUAUUUUAAUUUUUUCAGGACUUUUUAACAAAAUCUUCUUUUGUAUAAUUUGUUUUCUUGUGUAUGAAGAGGCUUAGAGAUUUAAAAAAUUUUAAAUUUAUUAUGUUUAAUAAUAACAUUAUUAUUAAAUUUAUUUGAAUAAUAACUUGAAAUAUGGAUUAUGCUUAAA